This is a messenger RNA of Epinephelus lanceolatus (giant grouper), 1198 nucleotides long. It is a transcript of the gene zp3f.1, whose product is annotated as zona pellucida glycoprotein 3f, tandem duplicate 1. Gene Ontology annotation, biological process: egg coat formation; binding of sperm to zona pellucida; positive regulation of acrosome reaction. Gene Ontology annotation, cellular component: extracellular matrix. NCBI's taxonomy places the organism in Eukaryota, Metazoa, Chordata, Actinopteri, Perciformes, Serranidae. The record is from RefSeq and is a predicted model, not a curated record. Gene Ontology annotation, molecular function: acrosin binding.
CACACACCAGGUGAAAGAGGUUUUCUUGAUUAAUGCCUCCACAUUCACAACUAAUAAAAGCACCCACAGUGUCAGUAGCAAGUAUUCAGUCAUGAUGGCUUUCUUUUGGCAAGGUGCACUGCUUUUGAGCCUAGCAGCCUUCAUGUCAGUAUACGCAGACAUGAAACUGGAUUGUAGGCCAGAUUUUGUGACAGUGGUGUGGAUAGAGAGCAGAUCCCAAGCUGAUCUUUCACUGUUUCGUCUGGGUAACUGUUUCCCCACCAGCAUCUCAGCCAGGGAGGCUGUUUUCAGUGUGGAUUUCAAUGAUUGCAACUUCAGGCGAAUGGUUACUGGGGAUCAGCUGAUCUACACCAAUGAUCUGACCUAUAUUUCCUCUCCUGAUUCUCACAUUCUCGCUUUCACACACCCAGUUGUCUGUGUGUAUGAGAGGCCCAAAGACUGGUACCCUCUGAUUUAUGACCCAGUGUUUCAGACAUAUGGUCAAGGAGAUCUAGUGUUUCACAUUGGACUCAUGAAUGAUGACUUCUCAGGCCCCGCUGAAUCUACUAGCUUUCCUCUGGGCUCCUUCAUCCCCAUCAUGGCUAGUGUGGCGCAGAAAACCCAUCAGCCCUUGCUGCUGCUUCUGGAGGAAUGCGUCGCGGCUUCCACACCUGAGCUGCAGCCUGAUAGCAGCAUAUACCCAAUAAUCACCAAUAAGGGAUGUCUUGUGGACAGUAUGAUUUCACGCUCAAAAUUCGAACCAAGGCAAAAAUCAUCAGAGAUCCACCUGUCCCUUCAAGCCUUCAGGUUUGCUCUCGGAGAACAGGUGUUUAUCCACUGCACACUUGUGGCUUGGGAUCCCAGUGGUCUUGACAACACCAAGAAGGCCUGCCAUUAUGUCAAAGAGCAGGGUUGGGAACUGCUAGACAACCCUUCAUAUAGCAACCUUUGUGACUGCUGUGAAUCCAGCUGCAAGUCCAGGAGGAUGAGGAGUAUAGCAACAGGAAAGCAUGGAAUAGUACAAAAAGCAGUCCUUGGGCCGCUUACCAUCACUGAUGUGAAUUCCUGAAGUAUCACCAAGGAAUGGAUCCAUCUUGCAGACUAGUUCCUUCAAUUUGAAUUGGGUUUUUAUUCUUGGUUAAGCUUCCUAAAGCUUGAUGCCUGUCUCUUUGCAUUUCAGAUUGUAAUGUGGCCAUUAAAGAUGUAUCAAACAACUAAA